Capsella rubella is the source of this 1080-nucleotide messenger RNA. Its product is annotated as delta-9 desaturase-like 1 protein. The record is from RefSeq and is a predicted model, not a curated record. Gene Ontology annotation, biological process: lipid metabolic process. Lineage: Eukaryota; Viridiplantae; Streptophyta; Magnoliopsida; Brassicales; Brassicaceae. Gene Ontology annotation, cellular component: endoplasmic reticulum membrane. The coding region runs from base 18 to 917 and encodes 299 amino acids. Gene Ontology annotation, molecular function: oxidoreductase activity, acting on paired donors, with oxidation of a pair of donors resulting in the reduction of molecular oxygen to two molecules of water. The transcript is spliced from 5 exons.
CAUUCCUCAACGGUCCAAUGGGGGACACCACUAAGGAAGAUGGCACCAGCCAGAGCAAAUCGCUGCGUAGGGGAAAGAGAGCCUACUUUUUCAGGAAAUGGACGCGGAUCGAUCUGAUGAGGGCUUCGGCUGUUGGGGCUGUGCAUGUAUUGUGUCUGUUGGCUCCGUUUAACUUCAAAUGGGAAGCUCUCCGGUUUGGUGUGAUUCUUGCCGUAGUGACUAGUCUCAGCAUUACAUUCUCAUACCAUAGGAACUUGACUCACCGGAGCUUUAAGCUUCCUAAAUGGCUAGAAUAUCCAUUCGCUUACUCUGCCCUCUUUGCGCUUCAGGGUCAUCCGAUAGAUUGGGUGAGCACGCAUAGGUUCCAUCACCAGUUUACAGAUUCAGACCGUGACCCACAUAGCCCUAUUGAAGGAUUCUGGUUCAGUCACGUCUUUUGGAUAUUCGACACCAGCUACAUCAGAGAAAAGUGUGGAGGACGUAAUAACGUGAUGGACUUGAAGCAACAAUGGUUCUAUAGGUUCCUUCGAAACACCAUUGGUCUCCACAUCAUAGCAUUUUGGACCCUCAUCUAUUUCUGGGGUGGUCUUCCUUACCUAACUUGCGGCGUGGGAGUUGGGGGAGCAAUAGGAUACCAUGGGACAUGGCUCAUAAACUCGGCGUGCCAUAUUUGGGGAUCGCAAGCGUGGAACACCAAGGACACCUCUCGUAACGUUUGGUGGCUAGGGCUAUUCACGAUGGGAGAGAGCUGGCACAACAACCACCAUGCCUUUGAGGCGUCAGCUAGGCACGGACUGGAAUGGUAUCAGGUAGACAUAACUUGGUACCUGAUCAGGUUCUUCCAGGCUCUUGGCUUAGCCACCGAUGUCAAAUUGCCUACGGAUGCUCAGAAACGCAAGAUGGCUUUCGCUCGUUAGUCACAGCUCUGUUAAUCUUAUCUAAAUUAUGAAUUUGUACCUCAUCACUCACUCAACUCAUUUGUUAUUUUAUGUUACAUGAUUAAUAGAAUAAUAUGUUCUCAUGAAACUACUUGUUAACUAGUGAAAUACGUGAUCCAAUACAUGUGAAAUCUUGAGUACA